Fusarium coffeatum is the source of this 969-nucleotide messenger RNA. RefSeq lists its product as uncharacterized. The record is from RefSeq and is a predicted model, not a curated record. NCBI's taxonomy places the organism in Eukaryota, Fungi, Ascomycota, Sordariomycetes, Hypocreales, Nectriaceae. Gene Ontology annotation, molecular function: oxidoreductase activity. The coding region runs from base 1 to 969 and encodes 322 amino acids. The transcript has 3 exons.
AUGAUUACGGAUUAUCAGGACCAGAAGGAUUUCCAAUCCUGGAAGUGGAACUUUGUGUUAGCUGUCCACGCACGGCAUCAACCACAUGAGAUCCAUCGUGAAUUUCUAUUCUCAUCACCACACUCAAACAUCCUCUUCGCUCUCAACAUCCUCAACACAGCAAACAUAACCAGUCAGAACAACAACACCAAAAACACCACCAAGAUGUCUUCUGAACAGUACCUUGCCGGCAAGACUGCCAUCGUCACUGGCUCUUCCAAGCUCAACGGCAUUGGCGCUGCAGCAGCCCUUUCUCUUGCCAAGCACGGUGCCAACAUCGUUGUCCACUAUGCUUCUAGUGCCGAGGGCGCUGAAAAGGUCGUUCAAGAAAUCAAGAAAUUCGGAGUCCAAGCAAUUGCUGUUAAAGCAGAUUCAUCAUCGGAAUCCUUCGGAACAGAUAUCGUCAAAGCAACUCUCGAAGGGCUGAACACGCAAACAAUUGACAUUGUCGUGAACAACGCAGGCCAAGCAACUUUCCACCCCGAAAUCGCCGCCGUUCCAGCAAUAGCUUGGGACGACAUCUUUCGCACCAACGUACGAGGUCCCUUCCUCCUCAUCCAAGCGGCUCUUCCUCACAUGCCUCGUGGCGGCCGUAUUAUCAACAUCGGCAGCAUCGCAGGCAAGCUCGGCAUUUCUCCCUUGACUGUGUACGGCACUUCCAAGGCUGCUUUGACGUUCAUGUCGACUGCUAUGGCGGGCGAGUUGGCGGGCAAGGGCAUCACUAUCAAUGUUGUUUCGCCCGGUCCCACCGCUACGGAUAUGACCAUGGAGGGUACACCGAUUGGCGAGAUUUUGAGGAGUCAUCAAGUUGAUAAGAGGGAGGGUACACCCCAGGAGAUUGCUGAUGCUGUUUUGUUUGUCGCGAGUCCCGGGUUGAGUUUUAUGACUGGGCAAGUUAUUCCUGUUGAUGGAGGAAUCCAUAUGCCAUAG